AUGGGUUUCGGUUAUAUAAUUGCGUCUACCAUUUAUCUUAUUUACAUGGGUCCAUUAGCCAUUCCAAAUUGCACGAGUAAAUUGAAUGCGCAUUUACGCAGCUUUCUGCUCGCCGAAGAACGCGAACGCCAAUUAUCCGCGAAUGCUGAUAUGAAUGAAAAUAAUUUAAUGAAAUGGGAUUGCAAUUUGGAAACGAUUGCUUAUCAAUAUGCUAAGCAGUGCCGCAUAAAAGCAAAUCCAAGAAAUGGAACACUCGCCUGGAAUACUUAUCUUCAUCAUUACAAAAAGACAUGUAAUUUGCAACAUAACACCCAAUACCGUGAAAUCAUUGGAUUAAGUAAUAAAGAUUGGAAGUAUGCCGCUGAAGUUGGUUGUUCAAUAAAUAUUUGCUUUAUUGUGGGCCUCAAAAUGAAGUUCACUACUUGCUUUUAUAAUCUUCGAUUACCAUUUACCGUUGCUUCCGUUCAAAAUUCGACGUUGGUAUCGGCAAUAACCUCUCUAUCAACGGAUUUAACAACAACACCUUUCAUAUUGCCAUUCAGCGGCCCGAUUAAAAUGAAUCGUUUAGUUAUUUAUGCUGAGCAAAAUAAGAAAACUAAAAAAUUUGCAGACUGUUCUGAUUCUGUAAUAUCAACUGGCAUUAAAGACAAAGUCACUAAUCAAUAUAAUUGGUUCAGAAAAUUAAUUAAAUAUGCUAUCUUGGAAGCUGGUGGAACAAUUUCAAACCAAACUAUCGACUUUGGAUUCGAGUGGAGUUGCUUCCUAGAACAAUCGGCGACGCAUCAGGCAAAACAAUGCUCACUUGCUCCGUUGAAAGAUUCUUUACUGUUUGGUGAAAGCCGCAAAAAUUUUUGGAAUAGCGAAAGAUCACUUAAUGGAUCAUUAAUACUCGAAGCAGUUGAAUCGUGGUGGAGGAGUGGGUCUUGGAAUAAUUAUAUUACGGAUUUUGAAGAUUUAACUCUCCAUGAAUUUUCAGAAGUCGACGACUUUUUUAUUCAGUUGACAAAUAUGGAACCAACUUAUAUUGGCUGUGGAAUUUCAUAUUGUCCCGUGCAUGCUGCUGGAUUUAAUCCGAUGCAGACAGUAGUGUGCCAGUAUUAUCCACGUGUGGUAGUGUGGAACGCACAGGAAAGCAUAGAUGGUUUAACAGCACCAUUAAACUUUUUAUUUCUUUUUAUAACAGCACCGAAAUCUUCCUUCUGUGACGAUCAUCAUCCACUCGGUCACUGA
This is a messenger RNA of Dracunculus medinensis (Guinea worm), 1230 nucleotides long. The record is from the annotation of a GenBank genome assembly. NCBI's taxonomy places the organism in Eukaryota, Metazoa, Nematoda, Chromadorea, Rhabditida, Dracunculidae.